AUGGCUCUGGCUGCGCAGCCGGCGAACGAUCGCAAGCGCGUCAAGGUCUACGAGCUCAAGAAUGGCGACUGGUUCGAUCGAGGCACCGGUUUCUGCACCGGGACCAUGGUGAAUGAUGAAGCGCGCAUCUACGUCCAAUCUGAAGACGAGCCCAUACGUACUCUGCUUGAGACCCGCGUGACCAAGGACGAUGGAUACCAGAAGCAACAAGACACGCUCAUCGUAUGGACGGAGCCGAAUGGCACCGACAUGGCGCUCAGCUUCCAGGAAGCUGAAGGCUGUGGAGCAAUAUGGGACUUCGUCAGUGAGGUGCAAUCACACCUUACUUCGCUAUCAGGAGCUGACGAUGGACUCUCAGACGACGUUAUGGACAUGAACCCAAUCAUGCUCCCCGAUCCCGAACUCGGCAACCUACCCGAAAUCGAGCAAGUCAUGCGCGUGGCGAACAAUACUCCCCAAGGCCGCGACGCGUUGGCCAAGUUCAUCGUCCAAGCAGGGUACAUAACGAAGCUCGUCCCGCUCGUGGGAGUGGCUGAGGACUUGGAAAGCUUGGAAGAUUUGCAUCGCCUGUGCAACAUCAUGAAGACGCUCAUCCUGCUCAACGACACAGCCAUCAUCGAGUAUGCCGUGACCGACGAGGUCAUAAUCGGCGUGGUUGGGGCGCUCGAAUACGACCCCGACUUCCCAAGUCACAAGGCAAACCACAGACAGUAUCUGGCUGACGAGUCAAGGUUCAAGGAGGUUGUGAAGAUUGAGGACCCGCUCAUCAAGAAGAAGAUUCACUAUACAUAUCGGCUGCAAUACCUCAAAGACGUCGUGCUAGCGCGCAUUCUCGACGACCCAACUUUUUCGGUUCUGAAUUCUCUGAUCUUCUUCCAUCAGGUUGACAUCGUCCAGCAUCUGCAGCAAAACCAAGCAUUUCUCAAGGAGUUGUUCAGCAUUUUCACGCCACAGGAAAGCAGCGGCCAGAGAAAAAAGGACGCUGUCCUUUUCAUCCAGCAAUGUUGCACCAUUGCGAAGAGCCUGCAGGCACAGGCACGCGCGCAGCUAUACUCGAACUUCCUCAGCGGAGGGCUCUUCAACGUCAUCACAUUCGCGCUCAGGCAUACCGACGCGGCCGUACGUGUUGCCGGAACUGACAUAUUGGUCGCCCUCAUCGACCACGACGCUAUCAUGAUGCGCAGUCAGAUCUUCAAGGCCAUCAAUGACAAGACUAAACCACUAACGGACACGCUCAUCGAGCUUCUUCUCGUUGAGACGGAUCUGGGCGUCAAGGCACAGAUGGCCGAUGCUAUCAAGGUUCUUCUGGACCCUAACGCAAACUCGGCCACAAUGGAGACACUUGGUCGUGCCAACAGCGAAUUUCUUGCCAAGGUCAGCCGGAACGCCCCAUCGCCGCAGACCGAGUCCUUCAUACAGAAUUUCUAUGACGAGUCUGCGAAGAAGCUAUUCCAGCCACUCAAGGAUUUGGAUGGACGUGAAUCCAUGGAGGACCUCACCAUCCAAGAGGUGUCAUUAUAUUCACAUCUCGUCGAAGUUCUCUGCUUCUUCAUCCGACAGCACAACUUCAGGAGCAAGUACUUCAUUCUCUCUGAAGGUCUUGCAUCCCGCGUGGCUCAGCUUAUGGCUUGUCCCGAAAAGCAUCUCAAACUCACCGCUUUGAAAUACUUCCGGACCUGUAUCGGACUGCACGACGAGUUCCACAACCGUCAGAUCAUCAACAACCGCCUCUUCGACCCUAUACUGAACAUAGUUUACGAAACGAUGCCGCGGGACAACCUUCUCAACUCUGCCUGCCUCGAGCUUUUCGAGUUUAUCAAGCGCGAGAACAUCAAGGUCAUCAUCAACCAUCUCGUCGAGAACUACAGAGAGAAGCUGGAAGGGAUCACUUACGUUCCUACAUUCCAGAAUCUCAUAUUGCGCUAUGAGCAAAUGCACGAAAAAUCAGAUGUCACUGCGCAGAACUCAUUCGCUAGCGACGACACGGAGCCUGGCCGUAUACCCAUGAACGGAGGUCGUAUGCAAGGUCUCCGCGACAUGGAUGCUGAGGAGGAAGCAUACUUCAAUGGCUCGGACGAUGAAGAGGAAACGACUUUGCCCUCGCACGAAGGAAAGCCUAUGUCCAAUGGUGCUCGACCUCUCGUUGACUAUCCCGAGGAUGACGAAGACUCGAUGGAUGUGCUUCAAGAAGGUGUUGUCAACGCAACGCCUUCAGUUGAGCAAGCACCGCAAGACGCAGCGUCAACAAAUCCGCCGACGCCGCCAACGUCGACAUCGCCUCAAGGAUCGCCGCCAAGUGAGCAGGUGCAAGUACCGUCGACGCCGCCUCCGGAACGGCUUUCGGAGAAACGUCGUAGAGAGGAAGAUGAUGAAGAUGAACUCGGAAAGCUCUCGGCGAGCAGUAAGCGGCGCAGCGCUUCGAUCAGCAGUGUGGGCAGCAACAACAGCACUACGGGUGCAAACACAGGGCUAAGGAGGAAAAAGAGCGCCAAUAAUGGGAAGGACGGACCGCAAAAGAUGGCCAUCAAACUUGCGCAUGCCGUCAAGAGCAGUGCGGGCGAUGGCAAGGGCAAUUCGGGCGAAUGA
Lasiodiplodia theobromae is the source of this 2586-nucleotide messenger RNA. RefSeq lists its product as uncharacterized. Bases 1 to 2586 code for a protein of 861 amino acids. The transcript has 6 exons. NCBI's taxonomy places the organism in Eukaryota, Fungi, Ascomycota, Dothideomycetes, Botryosphaeriales, Botryosphaeriaceae. Gene Ontology annotation, cellular component: protein phosphatase 4 complex; nucleoplasm. The record is from RefSeq and is a predicted model, not a curated record. Gene Ontology annotation, molecular function: protein phosphatase activator activity. Gene Ontology annotation, biological process: DNA damage response; protein dephosphorylation.